This is a messenger RNA of Biomphalaria glabrata, 2949 nucleotides long. RefSeq names its product dystonin-like. Gene Ontology annotation, molecular function: actin lateral binding. Gene Ontology annotation, cellular component: cortical actin cytoskeleton; cell projection; plasma membrane. The coding region runs from base 484 to 1761 and encodes 425 amino acids. Gene Ontology annotation, biological process: actin cytoskeleton organization; actin filament bundle assembly. Lineage: Eukaryota; Metazoa; Mollusca; Gastropoda; Planorbidae. The transcript has 8 exons. The record is from RefSeq and is a predicted model, not a curated record.
UUAUUUGAUGAGAACACUAACCUAUAAGUGACUUGCUUAUGUAUAAUAUACAUACGAUUUGAGAUACUUUGUACCCUUAAAUGAAUACUCAAUAGUAAAUUCAGCGUGUAACUGAACAGAUUUUUUUACAAAAUGUACAAAAGAAUUCUUUAUAAGUCAUUGAAUUUUUAAAAAAUGGUUAAUGGGGGAAUGAAUUACAAUUUUAGGAGAAAAAAAACACUAAAUGCUAACUUCAAAAGAUCUGGAGUGUAGUCUUAUGUUUAAUCAAACACCAUUCUCUGAAAAGACAAGAAAAUCAAAAUUUCAUCAUUACUUGUUUGUUUGUUUGAGACUCAGGCAGAGGAAAGGACUCAAGAACUUGAUGAACUUUUGACCAACAUAGUUGAGUAUGAGUCUAAAGCUGUAGAGUUAGACACCUGGCUCUCUGAGUCCAUCAAAACUCUCAAGCCAAAAAGUGGAGCUCCUAAACCAACAAAAACAAAGAUGAGGUGUUCAAUCAAGAUCACUUGUUUGUUUCAGGAAGAAGGUCUGUAUGAAGGUAAGGCAGAGAAAGAUGGAGAGAUGGAAACAUUAAGACAGAUGUGUGAUCAUUUAUCUGAAGCUAAUGGGGUCAAGGAUAAAUAUGCAUUAAAAGAACUGCUGGCUGAUGUAGAGACCAAAUGGAAUGACCUAACAGAACUUUUAGUCCAGCAGGUCUCUUUGGAGGCUUUGUCCGAAAUUGAUGGCAUGUUGAAAUAUUUAGAUAAAGCUGAAAAUGAAAUCAAUACAGCCGAAUCUAUCAGCAUCGAUCCUGAGACUUUGAGUAUACAGUUGAGAGAACACAAGAUAUUCGACACUGAUUUAAAAGGCAAGCGCAAUGCUGUAAAAGACAUUAUCGACAAGUGCACACAUAUGCUUAGAGAGACAGCUAAUUCCCAAUCAGAUGAGAUCAAGUUUCGUCUAGACACCAUUACACAGCAGGCUGACCUAGUUUGUCAGCUGAGUGCUGAUAGACUUCACCAGUUAGAGGCUGCUCUACCAUUAGCUACUCACUACGGAGAAAACCAAACAGAGGUCUGUGCAUGGCUGGAUGAGAUGGAGGCAGAGCUUGUUGCUCAGGGUGAGCCUGGACUAAAUCUGGAGCAAGUGAAAAAACAACAUGAUAAUUUAAAGGCCAAUCAGCAAAUAAUUGAAGAUCGCAAGUUAUUUAUAGAUGAUCUUAACUCCACUGGCCUUGAACUUAUGGAUAUCUGCGCUGAACAAGAUGCAGUGGACAUUCAGAAUAGGUUACUUGACAUUAACAAGAGAUAUGAGGGUUUGAAGUCAAAGGCUCAUACUAAAUCAAGGGAUUUGACAGAUGCAAAACGAAAACUAACCCAAGAGGCUGGAGAUACAUUGGAUCAUUUAAAGGAUGAGUUGGAUGGACUUCAUCAAACUGUCACCAAUGCUGAUCCCAUUCCAUCUUCUCCAGAGAAACUGAGAAAUGAAAUUGAUGAAAAUAAGGCUGUGUUAGAAGAUCUGGAGCAUCAAAAACAAGCUUUAGCUAAAGCUGAAGAUGUUGCUAAAAAUCCCAAGGCUUAUGGUGUUGAGGAUCUUACAGAUGCUGAAGAACUGCAGCACAAAUACAAGGAAAUAUGUGACAUGUCUAAAGAUAUACGGUUGAUGGCGGAGGCUCGAGACAAGAAUCUGACAACUGCUCUGAAACUGUCUGAGAGAUUCUAUGACAUGUCAGUGGAUGUGAUGUCGGGACUAAGAGAUCCUCUAGAAUACACUGCUGUCUAGCACUGUUACACUCAUGUCUAGAUAAUAGCUACAAGGGAUGGGUUUCACUAUAAGUUGGUUUGUUAAAAUUUAUAUUUAUAAUAUAUAUAUAUAUAUGUACAGAACUAUUUAUGCAACUAACUGCUGUUAAAAGUUAGGAUAGUGAUGUGAUCAAAUAGUGUUGAGUGACCUUUUGGUUUUUCAUGGGACAAGAAAACAGAAGACACUGCAUGCACAGAAUAGCUCAAGUUUUGAAAUACAUAGUUCAGUGCCUUCACAUCAAACUAGUGAUUGUGUUUAGAAUGUAUUGUUUUAACAUCUUAAUUAUAGUUAACUUUGGUCUCCCACACAGUAAAUUAAUAGGAUCCACUGAAGUCAGUUGUAUAUUGAUCAAGGCAAGUAUCCAUUAGAGUAUGUACAUAGUUGAGUGACAAUAGCCACUAAAGUAUGUUGUUUCUGAUGUUACUAUCUUUCUAUCCCAUAAUUCUCUUGGUGAGCACAUGAUGUAGUGAUGAUAUAUUUUGUACAAACUAUUAAACUAUCUCCAUACAAUCCUCAGGUUUUUGUUCUCUGUGUUUAUAUAAUACAGACUGGAUUCAAUUACAAAUGGCAUUUUUCAUUAAGGCUUUUAUUAAAAGGCAUGACAAAAACAAAGUCUGUUACAUUUUAAUCAAUGUGCUGUCAAAGUUUUAGUUCAAUUUAGUUUACGAAAAUGUAUUUUGAUUAAGUCUGAUAGUAUUAUAAUAAACAAUGAUUGCUUAAAGUUAAAAAAAAAAAAAAUUAGACAUUUUCAAAUAAUUUCCAAAUAGUGUUUUUUUUUUGCAAAGUUUUAGCAAAUAAUGCUAAAUUUACCUUCAGAGAUUAAUGAAUGUAUUUCUCUUUAAGGCUUUGGCAGUAAGUUAAUACAUGAAAAUAUCAAAUAUAACAUGACAAUCCAGGGUAAAUGUUUGGCAUAGACUAUGCAAAGAUCAUACAUGUAAUAUAGAAAUUUUGUUUGAUAAUUAGCACUAAAAAAAGUAAAUGAAAGGUUUCAAAUGAUGGAUAAAUAGAAUCAUCAAUAAAUUGUAAUGUAUAUUUAUAUAUAUAUAGACCAAUAUAAUUCAAAAACAUGUGAUCUAGAUAGAAUAGGAAGCACUUGGAAUCAACAACUCAAGAACAAUAAGUCAGUGUUUAGAAUAACAUCAUAUGUUUACACAGCAUUCUGUACAU